AACCAUAGGCUAAAAAAGGGUUUUUGGGUUACAAGUUUACUUUUUACCACACACCAAUCAUUUCAACUUUUGACAAUUGCGUCAAAUAUCCCCAACGGUAAACUUUACUCUCUGCCUUACAUUAUUGUCAUCCACUUGUUCCAAAAUUCCACAUUACAAGAAUCAUUCGAUUCUCUUCUAUCAUCAUCUUCGAUCUCCAUCAAAUUCAGACCAAACAUGGAAGCUCUAAUUCACCACUUCACUCUCCUCUCCGAUCAAGCUCUUGUCGACAAAACAUUCGACCCUUCAAGAAUCGAAGACCUUAUGCGUCUCUUCGAAGUCGAUUCCUACAAAGCUUGGGCAGCUCUCGAAUCCGAACAGCAACAAGAACUCGAAGAAGCUGAAGAAACUCUCCGUGAAGCUGAACUUGAACUUGAUCUGGAUAUGGAGUGGGGAAUGGAGGAGUACCGGCGAACGUUGGAGGAGAUGGAGAGGAUGGAGGCGGCAGAGCUGAAAGAGCUUGAGGAUAAAGCGGAGACUGCUCGGAGAACGGGGAAUUUAAUGGAGAAAGCCGCGACAAUUGCCGCAAAACGGCAUAUUGCGGCGGCUAUGGGAUCAGCCGCCGCGUCUAUGAGAUCAGCUUGGAAGACUGCAGCUGGGAAUAAGGUUCAUCCAUCUUGAUCGAUGAAUAUGAUAAGAUGACGAUAUGAUAAUCAAAGUAUUAAUUGGUCCCAUAUAUGUUAUUAGGUGGAGUGGAGAACAUUUUAAUAAAUAAUUAUUUCCUUUGAUCAUAAACAUAUCCUAAAGGAUCAUAUUUCAUAGAUUUGCAAGUAUGUUCCACUUUCUUCUUCAUAUUGUACUCUUGGAGGAUGUCAAUGAUACACAACCACAUCAUAUACUUCAAA
This is a messenger RNA of Arabidopsis lyrata subsp. lyrata, 884 nucleotides long. RefSeq lists its product as uncharacterized. Bases 217 to 660 code for a protein of 147 amino acids. NCBI's taxonomy places the organism in Eukaryota, Viridiplantae, Streptophyta, Magnoliopsida, Brassicales, Brassicaceae. The record is from RefSeq and is a predicted model, not a curated record. The transcript has 2 exons.